GCGCGGGCGGCCGCGGCACCCGCGGAGGCGCUGCCCGACGGGCCGGAGGCGUCGCCGGAGGCCGCCCCGGCGUCCCCUGGGGGCGGCUUCGCGUCCCCGCACGGCGGGUCGCCGCGGAAGCCGCCGGGGGACGAGGGAGUGUUCGAGAUCCGCGACUUCACGACGGCCUCGUCCUUCGAGCGGCUGUCGCACCGGAUGUCGAUGGCCGCGAAGAAGUGGGAGGAGACGCUCAGAGCAGCCGCCGGGAUCCAGCAGGGCCCGGUGCCUGUCGAGGGCCAGGACCGCGCGGAGAUGCUGGAGGAGUUCGAGCACAACGACUUCCGGUACCAGCUGCUCUUCCAGCUGUUCUCCCCGACGGGUGUGGCUGCGCAGGACGGUCAGCCCGCCGGCGUCGAGGCCGUGCCCUCUGCACCGCAGGACCGCCUGGGGCUCCACACGUUCCCCUCCCGGGCCCACAGCCUGCAGCGGUGGUUCGGGGUGCGGCACUUCGUGACCGCCGGAGUGCACGAGCAGAACUUCGACCCAGACUCCGCGCGGACGGUGCUGAGCGCCCUGGUGCUGGCACUCCAGCACGUGUCCUCGCCGUUCGCGUUGCCGCUCAGCUGCUUCGUCCCCAUCGAGGACGGCACCGGCCGGGGCAGGCGGCGGUACCUGGGCGAGCUGCUGCACGGGGGCUGUCGGACAAUCGUGGAUUUACACCACGGACCAGAAGGAUCGCGCCGACACCUCGCUGGAGCACCUCGAAGGGCUCGUCGGUUUCUUCCAUCAGAAGUUCGGCUUCAAUUCCGCUGGCCCCAGCCCUGCUCUCUCUGUGGGCGCGCGAUUCACUUACUUUGCAGAUUGUUUCCCCGCCGGUUCCGAGGGCGGCACAGCUUUCUCGCCAGCAGGUCCGUCAGCGGCGAGCGAUGCCACGCCGAUUGCUGCCUCAGAGGAAGACGCUGUGGAGUCGGUCCAGCUCCACUGCUUGUGGCCCUCUUUUCCGUACGGCUCCUUUGUUGA
Prorocentrum cordatum is the source of this 999-nucleotide messenger RNA. Lineage: Eukaryota; Dinophyceae; Prorocentrales; Prorocentraceae. The record is from the annotation of a GenBank genome assembly.